UCUCCAUCUAAGGCCUGAAACUUGUGUAAGUCCCCAAAGAUGGGUGCCCUCACUUUGGUCAUAGCCAUGGUCAUGGCCUUAAGCUUGGCCACCCUCUCAAAUGGAGAGGACACCAUGUUCAAUGGUGAAAAGCUUCUAGCUAACCAGUUCUUAGAAAAUGACCCCUACAAGUUCAUAAUGCAAUCAGACUGCAAUCUAGUGUUGUAUAAGAAGCAAAGCAACAACAAUAACAAGGCCCUGUGGGCCUCGGGUACGAACGGCCAUGGCAGCUCAUGCACUUUGCUGUUGCAGAACAGUGGGAACUUAGUCAUAUCUGACGGCUCGGAUGCUAUUUGGACGAGCAAAUCUUCUCGUGGACCGAACACUUACCGGCUCGUGGUUCAGGACGAUGGCAACGUUGUUACAUAUGGGGGAGCAACUUGGGCCACAAACACUGUGCAGAGCUCAAAGAAGAGGAGUUUCACGAGCAUUGUCAAGAACGCAACCGUGACCUUCCCUUAGUGCUCUCUCUCUCUCUCUCUCUCUCUCUCUCUCUCGCGUAUGCAGUAUGCCCUAGUAGUGUAGGAAUCCCUUUUGGUUCCUAAAUCAAGUACCCACCAUGGUGUUUAAUUUUUUUCUUUUCUAUAUUUUCUACCAAUAUUUUUGCUACCGCCGUAUGUGUUUGUAAGAGUUUCA
Messenger RNA from Amborella trichopoda, 675 nucleotides. RefSeq names its product mannose-specific lectin. Lineage: Eukaryota; Viridiplantae; Streptophyta; Magnoliopsida; Amborellales; Amborellaceae. The record is from RefSeq and is a predicted model, not a curated record.